Molecule: messenger RNA, 1868 nt
Organism: Coffea eugenioides
Lineage: Eukaryota; Viridiplantae; Streptophyta; Magnoliopsida; Gentianales; Rubiaceae
Exons: 14
Coding region: 149-1477 (442 amino acids)
Source: RefSeq, a predicted model, not a curated record
GCCAUUAAGACAAUUAUUUCCCCAACAGCAAGCUGUACUUGUAUGCUAAUAUUAUAAGAUGAAAAAGGAUUCCAUCUGAAAUUCGAGAAUCAGUAUUGGUGUUUUGAUCGGCGAAGCCUUGGCUUUGGUCUCCUCUCCACUGUCUCAGAUGGCUUCCUGCAACACCGUUUUCCUAUUCUCUAUUUUUCUUGCCCUAAUUUUCCUUCAGAGCACUGCAGAUGAUGUUGGGAGUGUUGUCGAUGAUUUCUCCAAGGAUGGCUCUGAUUUGUCAGCUGAAUUGGCUCUACUCAAAUCCAGGAUUGAUGCUCUUGAGUUCCAUAUCAAGGAGAAGAAUGAAGAGUUGAAAGCGAAGGAUGAUGCAAUUUCUGAGCUGGAGAAGAAGAUUAAAGAGAAAUCUGAUAGCAUUUCUUCAUUGCAGAGUGAGAUAGUGUCUCUGCAGAAAAAAGGAACUCUAGAUGCUGAGGAAGUGGUCAACAAGGCUCAUGCACGAGCUGCUGAACUAGAGAAAAUGGUGGAGAAACUUAAAAUGGAGAUUGAUCUGAAAAAUAAGGAAAAAGAGGCAUUAGAAGCUCAGGUGAAUGAAAAGGAAAAGAAGGCACUUAACUUAAAUUCAGAAUUUGAGAAUCUCCAAAACAUUGUUAGUCAACAGAAGGCUAGGCUACAAAAAACUGAACGUGCUCUUCAAAUGGCUGAGGAGGAGAUGAUGAAAGCAAAGUUUGAAGCCACAUCAAGAAGCAUUGCGCUGAUUGAGGUUCAUGGUGCAUGGCUUCCACCUUGGCUUGCAGUUCAUUUAACACGUUACCAGAUGCUUCUGGAGAAGCACUGGGAAGAACAUGGUAAACCUGCUGCAGAUGCAUUGUUACAGAAGGCUAUCAAAGGAAAGGCGAAGGCCGAAAUUUGGGCUGGGCCGCAUAUUGAAACCAUUCACACAAAAUGGAUCCCGGUCAUAAAAGAGCAGUGGCUGAUCCUAGUCACUAAAGCUGAACCACAUGUGCAGUCACUAAGUACAAAAGCGCUGGAGAUUUAUGAAUCAUCUAAAAUUGCAGCAAUGCCACAUGUUAUAAAAGUUCAAGAACUCGCAGAUCCUUAUUUUCAGGAAAUUAAGAAGUACAGCAAACCAUAUAUUGACCAAGUUGCCACUGCAGCAAGACCCCAUGUUGAUAAUGUACGAGUUGUCCUGAAGCCUUAUACUGAGCAAGCUUUUCAUGUUUAUGGAAAGUUUCUUGAGUCUGCCAGUACUUAUCAUCAUCAGGUUCAGGGCACUGUCCAAGAAAAGCUGCAGAUGCAUGAUCUUACAAGACCUCUUGCCACGAAAGAGCUAGUGUGGUUUAUUGCUUCCGCUCUGUUGGCUUUACCCAUAAUAGCUGGAUUUAAAAUCUGUUCAGCUAUUUGCUGGAAAAAAACAAAACAUUCCAAUCGACAUGGCCAUUCAAACCAUUUGCGUCGCAGGGCUAAACGGAGUCAUCCAGACAAGUGAUGCCUAGCGAAUUUCAUGGUUUAUGAAUUCAAGACGGGGGUUGUCAAUUUGCUUCGCUUGGCUUUGGCAACUGUUUGGUCCUGUAUCUUGCUUCGAAGUCUAUCCUUGAUUGGAAAGCUGCUAUGUUUUACAAUUUCUUCAUUCUGCCGUGCAAUAGUUGACUGGUCGACAGAAAAGUUUAAUUUUGGAAUGUAUUUUGGUAGCGUAAUUAAGGUGGUCUAGAGCGUAUAUGUAUUUUGUAUUUGAAUAAUGAUUGUCAGCCUGCCAUUUCUUUGUUUUCUCGAUGUAGUUUCUAUGUUACAGCUUCAACGCUGUUUUAAUGGGUUCUGACUAGAAAUCUUUUCAUAUAUCCCUUUGUGGUUACAGGAAGAGAAAAUUAUCAUUUGCUUUC